AUGGCGGACGACUUCAGCUUGCAGGUGAAGAAGGUCGCCCUGGCGAUGGGCGCCUCCCUCACAGACCAGGACAUCGACCGCAUACCGCGGGAAAUGCGGCUUCAAGGCAACUUCAACUACACCAAGUUCUUUGAGUACAUGCGGCAGUUCAAGACCUCCGACCAGCAGGAGGACGUGAUCCGGAAAGCCUUCCAGGUGCUGGACAAGGACGGCAGCGGGUACAUCGAGUGGAAUGAGAUUAAGUACAUCCUGUCCACCGUGCCCAGCUCCGUACCCAUAGUGCCGCUGUCCGACGAGGAGGCGGAAGCGAUGAUACAGGCCGCGGACACCGACGGAGAUGGCAGGAUCGAUUUCAGAGAGUUCUCGGACCUGGUCAAAUUAGAGAAGAAGCCCAAGAAGUAGGAGCCCGGGGAGGGGCCCCGGGGCCGAGAGGGA
Molecule: messenger RNA, 435 nt
Organism: Megalops cyprinoides (Indo-Pacific tarpon)
Lineage: Eukaryota; Metazoa; Chordata; Actinopteri; Elopiformes; Megalopidae
Product: parvalbumin-like EF-hand-containing protein
Exons: 4
Coding region: 1-402 (133 amino acids)
Cellular component (GO): cytoplasm; nucleus
Molecular function (GO): calcium ion binding
Source: RefSeq, a predicted model, not a curated record